CUAGUUUUCUUCAGACCUGCAAGAAACAAUAAAAAAGUAACAAAACUACCAAAAAAAGAAGUAAAAAAAAAACCUUUCAGGUCUCAACUAAAAAUGGAGAUGAAGACGAUUGCCUGCGGAGUUCUUUUCGCUGCUGCUUCCAUGACCGCCGUCAUGGCAACAGAAGUUGGAGCUCCGGCACCAGGACCCGCCGCAAGCGGAGCCUCAGUAGUCGUACCGGCUCUUGGCUCUUUGGUUGGGGCUUCCCUCGUGUCUCUCUUCACCUACUACUUGAACUAAAUUAAGUUUAUACAAAAAAAAGUUGAUUUCUCUACUAUGUCCGAUUUUGAACGUAUUGUUUAGACAGGCAAAGUGAAUAAGACGGAAGAGCUAAUAAUUUGAUUAUGAUCAGACAAAUUUUAUGUAAUGCUGAUUAAUAAAAAUAAAUAAAUGUGUUCUUCUACUC
Molecule: messenger RNA, 445 nt
Organism: Brassica rapa (field mustard)
Lineage: Eukaryota; Viridiplantae; Streptophyta; Magnoliopsida; Brassicales; Brassicaceae
Product: arabinogalactan protein 23
Source: RefSeq, a predicted model, not a curated record